Messenger RNA from Juglans microcarpa x Juglans regia, 2361 nucleotides. RefSeq names its product inactive LRR receptor-like serine/threonine-protein kinase BIR2. The transcript is spliced from 2 exons. Gene Ontology annotation, molecular function: protein kinase activity; protein binding; ATP binding. The coding region runs from base 254 to 2149 and encodes 631 amino acids. Gene Ontology annotation, biological process: protein phosphorylation. NCBI's taxonomy places the organism in Eukaryota, Viridiplantae, Streptophyta, Magnoliopsida, Fagales, Juglandaceae. The record is from RefSeq and is a predicted model, not a curated record.
UCUCAAUGGACCUGGUCAGUCUACAGCCUUUUGGUCAAAAACGCCUUUAAUUAGAGUCCUCUAAUCAAACAAACCUUAGUCAAACAAGUUGUAAUUAUCAAUCAGAUCUAGUACACACUAACCCAUUGAAAAACAAUUCAUCAACCAUACCAACAAUAAUUACACCAUCCAACCCACUCCUUACGGAAUUGAGAUUAAGUUCGAGAUGCCAAUUCUUCUCCAGUAGUACUUCCUCUCCUACCGCACCAAGUCAAUGGCCCUGAUUUCUCCCCCUUACCGCUUCCAACAGUCGUACGCCAUGAGUAGUUUGAGCGAUGCCAACAAGUUUCUCGUGAUAUUUAACUUUGCCAUCCUGCCGAUUGCGUUGUUUCUCGCGUGUUAUGCUUCUAAGGCGCAGGUGGUGGAAUUAGACGACUUCAAGUGCCUCGAAGGUUUGAAGAACUCACUGAACGAUCCACUGGGGAAGCUCAGCUCUUGGAGCUUCAACAACAGGUCCGCGGGCUUCAUAUGCAAGUUCGUCGGGGUCACUUGCUGGAAUGACCGCGAGAACCGCAUAUUAGGCCUCCAACUCCGCGACAUGAAGCUGUCAGGCACGGUUCCGGAGUCCUUGAAAUACUGCGGAAACAUGCAGAACCUGGAUCUCUCGGCCAACGACCUGAACGGUACGAUACCUAAAGAAACAUGUACCUGGUUGCCUUUCUUAGUAAACUUGGAUCUAUCUAAUAACGGUCUUUCCGGUCCUAUCCCACCCGAACUUGCAUAUUGUACUUAUCUGAAUACUCUGAUGAUGUCGGAUAAUAAGCUCUCUGGUACCAUACCUGACGGGCUAUCUAGUUUGGGUAGGCUGAAUAAAUUUUCAGUGGCGAAUAAUGAUCUUACGGGCAGGGUGCCGUCGUAUUUCGACACGUUUGAUAAGGCCGGUUUUACUGGGAAUGAUGGGCUUUGUGGAGGACCUUUGGGGAAGUGCGGUGGGUUGAAUAAGAAGAAUUUGACGAUUAUAAUUGCUGCCGGAGUGUUUGGUGCGGCGUGGUCUCUGUUGCUGGGUUUUGGGGUGUGGUGGUGGUACCAUUUCAGGUUGAGUAAGAGGACUAGGAGAAGGUAUGGGUUUGGAAGAGAUGAUGAUUGGGCUGAGAGGUUGAGGACUCACAAGCUUGUUCAAGUUUCCUUGUUUCAGAAACCGCUUGUCAAGGUUAAAUUGGCAGAUUUGAUGGCGGCCACCAACAAUUUCAGCCCAGAAAAUAUAAGUAUUACCACUAGAACGGGGACUACCUAUAAGGCAGUGCUGCCUGAUGGGUCGGCACUUGCGAUCAAGCGUUUGAGUACUUGUAAGCUUGGGGAGAAGCAGUUUCGUUUGGAGAUGAAUCGAUUAGGCCAGCUUAAACACCCCAAUUUGGCACCCCUUUUGGGGUUUUGCGUGGUGGAGGAAGAGAAGCUCUUGGUCUAUAAGUACAUGUCUAAUGGGUCUUUGUAUUCUUUGUUGCAUGGAAGUGGGGAUGCAAUGGACUGGCCAAGUAGGUUUAGGAUUAGUUUGGGUGCGGCAAGGGGUCUUGCUUGGCUGCAUCAUGGGUGCCACCUUCCAAUUUUGCAUCAGAACAUAUGCUCCAAUGUGAUCCUUAUUGAUGAGGAUUUCGAUGCUAGGAUAAUGGAUUUUGGGUUGGCAAGGCUGAUGACUACUACUCAUUCUAUUGAGAGUAGUUUUGUCAAUGGCGAUUUGGGAGAACUUGGUUAUGUAGCUCCAGAAUACGGGAGCACAUUGGUUGCUUCCCCGAAAGGAGAUGCUUAUGGAUUUGGGGUGGUACUUCUUGAAUUGGUAACUGGUCAAAAACCUCUUGAUGUCAGCACCGCUGAGGAGGGAUUUAAGGGCAACUUGGUGGAUUGGGUGAAUCAACUCUCUACUUCUGGUCAAAUAAAAAAUGCCAUCGAUAUGGCUCUUUGUGGAAAAGGACAUGAUGAGGAAAUUUUGCAGGUCCUGAAAAUUGCAUGUAAUUGUGUGGUUUCUCGGCCCAAGGACAGGUGGUCUAUGUACCAGGUUUAUCAAUCAUUGAAGAGUAUGUCUGGAGACCAUGGUUUCUCUGAACAAGACGAUGAAUUUCCACUGAUAUUUGGUACGCCAGGAAAUGAUUCCGGAGCAAUGAAGGAGGAAGCAUGACAAAGUGGUUUUGAGGAUUUCUACAUCUUGUGGUAAGGGUUUGAAGGAUCUUAACUAAUGUAAAUGGUUGUCAUCUCCAUUAUAGCUAGUUUUGUUCCAUUUAUACGUAUAGCUGUGUCUUUCAAUAAAAUACUUAAAAACCGCAGGUUAAAAAUGUAUUUGCCGUUUAAUGUAUGAAAUACAGCCUCUAAAAAGAGGCUAAAAGUCUUCAA